Symbiodinium sp. CCMP2592 is the source of this 424-nucleotide messenger RNA. Lineage: Eukaryota; Dinophyceae; Suessiales; Symbiodiniaceae. The record is from the annotation of a GenBank genome assembly.
GCCGACAGAACCGCCGAGGCAACAGCGCCAAGCAACGAAGCCGAGGAAGCGGCAAAGCUCGCAAGGGAUGCCGCUGAACCAUCUCACGAAGGACCGGCCGCGCGACGAGGGGGGGCCGAGACGGACCCCGACCACGACACGGAGCCCGGACCCAGCGUCGAGGAGCACUUUCGGGGCACGCUGGCCAUCAAGAAGAUGUCAGGCGACGGCAACUGCCUCUUCCACGCGCUCGGGGAGAACACCGGCGAGAGCGGGGCAUGCCUCCGAGCCCUAAUCAUCCAGUACCUCAGAGAGAACGCAGAAGCCGAAGAAGACGAAGAGCAAGUGCAGGCCUGGCUACAGGAAAGCCAAUACCUCCACAGCGAUCCGGGUCACUGGGGCGGCGACACGGCCAUCAUCGCUUUCACCCGCAUCCGCCGGGAGG